Molecule: messenger RNA, 1956 nt
Organism: Erigeron canadensis
Lineage: Eukaryota; Viridiplantae; Streptophyta; Magnoliopsida; Asterales; Asteraceae
Product: protein THYLAKOID ASSEMBLY 8-like, chloroplastic
Exons: 4
Coding region: 268-1050 (260 amino acids)
Biological process (GO): Group II intron splicing; chloroplast organization
Molecular function (GO): RNA binding; protein binding
Source: RefSeq, a predicted model, not a curated record
UAUACAACUUUUUUCUUUUUUUCUCUAUACAAUCUUCCCUUUUCUUAUUCUUUAAAAAAAUAUCCUCAAUACAGUGUAGUCUAACUCGGCUUGAGCUAAUGAGCUUAACUCGAGCUCGAAAGUCGAAACAGUAAAUCUGCCUAUGUCGAUAACUGGACGAAGUUGACUUUCAAAUAAAGAAUUGAUAACUCUUGAAUCAGGUAAUUAAUGAAAGGGAUUCCAAAUUGGACUAAAAGGGUAUUAGCAGUCAAAAUUUGAAGACAUCCCAUGGCAAUCAGGAGUAUGAAUUUUGGUGGGUAUGCCACUGUUUCCAUACAAACAAGAAUGUCUUCUACUUUCACACAAAAUUUGGAACUUUUAAACUGCUCAUCGCUUGAAUUUGAGAAGAAGGGCCAAGGAAGCUCCUUUAAUGGGGCUCGGAUGAGAGUAACAAUGAGGGACAGAAGCAAGAACAGGAAACCCUUGCAGAAAGGUCGAAAUCUAAGCAUCGAGGCCAUUCAAACAGUUCAAGCCCUCAAACGCGCAUCCAAAUCUUCAGACAAACAACAAGAAGUAAUUCAUUCCAAGUUUAGUAGAUUAUUGAAGUUUGAUAUGAUGGCCAUCCUCCGUGAACUACUACGCCAAGACCAUUCCCUGCUGGCUCUUAUGGUGUUUGAGGAGAUACAAAAGGAACAUUGGUAUAAACCUCAGGUAUCAUUAUAUGCUGAAAUAAUCAUGGUCUUGGCAAGGAAUGGCUUACAUGAUGAUGUCAAUAUCAUUUUUGUUGACUUGAAAAAUGAAAAGGGUAGAUUAGGAGCUAAGGCGGAGGAGUUUAAUGUGUUGUUGGAAACGUUGAUGAGUUACAACAAGAUUAGGCUUGCCAUUAAUUGCUAUGAGUUGAUGAAGGAGGUGGGAUGUGAUCCAGAUAGGUCAACAUUCAAGUUAUUAGUCCACAAUUUAGAAUCAAAAGGAGAAGUCAUCCUUUCAGAAAGUAUGAGGCAAGAAGCUCAUAGAUAUUAUGGUGAUUCUAUCGAGUUUGUAGAUGAGCAAGAAGAGAUGGCAAAGAGCUAAUCUCCAUAAUGUCAACCUAGCUCAUUCUCUGGAUCUUACUAAUCUGUCGUACCUAAAUCCACCUCUGAUUCUGAUUAUAUAGGAUAGAGAAGAAUCACAUUGGGAAGAACAGGUAAAGAGUUAUUAUUGAGAUAAUUAUAAAUUACAUAACUAUCGCAUUCAGCAAUCCGUUCUCAAUUAGCUAAGUAGAUGAUUUCUCAUAUUUCCAAACACUCUUUCUUCUUAUGUGUUGGUCACCUGAUGCUAACUAAUCUUCUUUCCUGUGCACUUAAGGGACUUGACCAUUAACCAAUUCGUCAUAUUAGUAAACGGCAUAAAUCAGUAAAUUACACUUGCAUUUUUCCUAUGGUGAUGCAAGAAUGUAUCAUUACCCCUUGACAUGUUAAUGAUAAAAUAAAACCUCGAUUAAAUCGUUGUACUAAUUAUUAAACAUUUAAAUUGGUCUAAAAUUGAUUGAUCUCAGUAAUAAUUUAUCUUGGUGUUAUUAUACCCCAACGCAAAUGCCUUGUGAAGCCAGGGGUGGAGGAUUUUGCAAAAUAGGUCACGGCUUCGAAUUCAUCUUCACUCCUUGCUAGUCAACAAAGUCAGCAGUUACUCAUUGCCUAGGUGUGGUUUUGGAAAGGGUCACAUUGGUCCCAAUGUGGAACUCUGGGCAAAGAUUGCCUGUCGAACCAACCUUUUGCAGGUAGUUCAUCUUGUGUUGCUUGCACUAGCAAACCACUAUGACAUUGGUUGCAAACCUGAUUCUACAUUGGCAUAUUCAAAUUAAAAUGGCUUGAAACAAAAUGAGGUUUUCAGUUAUUUUGCGUUUUGUAUUUGAUGUUUUUCAUCGUUCCUUUUGUAUGUAUAAACAUUUGGUAUUGUUCAAUAUCUGUGUGUACAAAAUAAAAUGUAGUUUCAGCUUUA